This is a messenger RNA of Cydia pomonella (codling moth), 8739 nucleotides long. RefSeq lists its product as uncharacterized. Gene Ontology annotation, biological process: nuclear-transcribed mRNA poly(A) tail shortening; negative regulation of translation; regulation of mRNA stability. The record is from RefSeq and is a predicted model, not a curated record. Lineage: Eukaryota; Metazoa; Arthropoda; Insecta; Lepidoptera; Tortricidae. The transcript has 21 exons. The coding region runs from base 350 to 4900 and encodes 1516 amino acids. Gene Ontology annotation, cellular component: P-body. Gene Ontology annotation, molecular function: protein binding; translation repressor activity; mRNA binding.
UCCAAAAAUAUUUAUUUUAAGUGUCAUGAGUAGUAAAUAUUUGUGAAUUGUGUUCAAUAACAUACCCGACUAAUGGUACUAAUUUUCUGUUAUGGCAACAACUAGUCAGCCAUUUUGGAUUUUAGUAGUUAGACGACCGUCCGUCUCAAAAAAACAAUUGUUUUCAAUCUACCUGUUAUUUAUACACAAAAAUAACGCGAGUGCAACGUAUCAAACCGCCCGACAUUCUAGCAACUUCAGCGUCCGAACCGAGUCUCGACAACUGCUCGUCGCGGCGGGCUCGAUCAGCUGUCAGGAACCUUUGACGUGUAGAACACAAACAAAUUUGUUAACGUGCUAUGCUGUUAUCAUGAACGCCACUUUUUACGAGCAACUGGGCGGCGUUGCGGGGGUUUUUGAGCAGUGGGGCGCCUGCGAGCGGACGGUGGUCGCCUGUGCUUUGGCGCGGCGAGUGCCCGUGCCGGGGCUGAGGCUUCUUCAGAGGGCUGUGGAUGCAGCUUUAAGAGACCACGGGCCUGAUGAGAGACUCGAGAGGGACGCUAAUGACGAGACGGUCCUCGCCGGGCUGCUUGACGACGACGACGAUGAGGGCGAAUGCCUCCGUCGUUUGCUGACGCUACUCCCGCUCCUGCGGACAGACAACGUGGCCGCAAAGGACCUCUACGUAUCGGCGGCGCCGCGGCUGGUGCAGCGGUGUGUAGACUCACGACGGCCUCCUGAACUGUGUUUGCAGUUGUUAAGAUAUUUGUUGGUGCAUCCCGCGCUUACAGCUAUGGAUCAGAGAACAUUAACACAAUGGCUCCGCUACCUAGAAAACCACAUGUCCGGCGCCCGACCGGACUCGCUGUGGCAGCAGCCCGGCCCGCCCGAGCACAACAUAUGGGGCGCCUCCACGUUCCGACGCACCAUCGGCAAAAACGUUGACUUUAGACACCUCACAGACCCCAUAGAAUUAACUUUCUCUACAGAUUUACUACAAGAAUCCUUCUCAAAGAACGGAAGAGAUGUAGAUAUAAGUUUAGACGGAGAUAAGCUAAACUUUGACGCUUGCAUAGCGCAGCCAAAGUCCCAAAGAUCAAGCAGCCUCACACCACCUUCGUCAAACUUCAUACACAUGUCUUCGUCCGCUGAAAAUUUAGCAGAUGAACCAUUCGUUCAGAAACCUAGAAGUUUUUCUUUAUCGAGUGAACAUAGUUUAGGAAUAAGGCCUAUCAUAAUGUAUGGGACGACGGGGAGUGAGACGAGAUUAGAUGAUUUGAGGUCGAAUAAGUUUACAGAGUUUCCGGGGAUGUCAACAGUGGCUCAGUGGUUAAAGAGUUUGAGGCUACAUAAGUACGUGUGGUUGUUUACUAACAUCAGCUAUGAGCAGAUGAUGGCUAUUGAUGAGGAGUAUUUGGAGAAAUUAGGUGUAACAAAAGGUGCUCGCCACAAGCUCUUGCUCUCCAUCAACAAACUUCAUGAACGGCCCGCCAUCCUGGACGGCGUGGCGGCCGAGCUCACCAGCGGAGCCCCGCAGGCCGCCGCGCGCGCGCUGGAGCGGCUGCGGCACGUGCUGCUGAGCCCCAUGCCGCCCGACUCGCCGCUCCCGGCGCAGAUAGUCAGCGUGCUGGAGACAGAUAGUCAGCGUGCUGGAGACAGGUAUGUGUCGGGUUCCAUCAUGUGGGCGCUGGAGCGGCUGCGGCACGUGCUGCUGAGCCCCAUGCCGCCCGACUCGCCGCUCCCGGCGCAGAUAGUCAGCGUGCUGGAGACAGAUAGUCAGCGUGCUGGAGACAGGUAUGUGUCGGGUUCCAUCAUGUGGGCGCUGGAGCGGCUGCGGCACGUGCUGCUGAGCCCCAUGCCGCCCGACUCGCCGCUCCCGGCGCAGAUAGUCAGCGUGCUGGAGACAGAUAGUCAGCGUGCUGGAGACAGGUAUGUGUCGGGUUCCAUCAUGUGGGCGCUGGAGCGGCUGCGGCACGUGCUGCUGAGCCCCAUGCCGCCCGACUCGCCGCUCCCGGCGCAGAUAGUCAGCGUGCUGGAGACAGAUAGUCAGCGUGCUGGAGACAGGUAUGUGUCGGGUUCCAUCAUGUGGGCGCUGGAGCGGCUGCGGCACGUGCUGCUGAGCCCCAUGCCGCCCGACUCGCCGCUCCCGGCGCAGAUAGUCAGCGUGCUGGAGACAGAUAGUCAGCGUGCUGGAGACAGGUAUGUGUCGGGUUCCAUCAUGUGGGCGCUGGAGCGGCUGCGGCACGUGCUGCUGAGCCCCAUGCCGCCCGACUCGCCGCUCCCGGCGCAGAUAGUCAGCGUGCUGGAGACAGAUAGUCAGCGUGCUGGAGACAGGUAUGUGUCGGGUUCCAUCAUGUGGGCGCUGGAGCGGCUGCGGCACGUGCUGCUGAGCCCCAUGCCGCCCGACUCGCCGCUCCCGGCGCAGAUAGUCAGCGUGCUGGAGACAGAUAGUCAGCGUGCUGGAGACAGGUAUGUGUCGGGUUCCAUCAUGUGGGCGCUGGAGCGGCUGCGGCACGUGCUGCUGAGCCCCAUGCCGCCCGACUCGCCGCUCCCGGCGCAGAUAGUCAGCGUGCUGGAGACAGAUAGUCAGCGUGCUGGAGACAGGUAUGUGUCGGGUUCCAUCAUGUGGGCGCUGGAGCGGCUGCGGCACGUGCUGCUGAGCCCCAUGCCGCCCGACUCGCCGCUCCCGGCGCAGAUAGUCAGCGUGCUGGAGACAGAUAGUCAGCGUGCUGGAGACAGGUAUGUGUCGGGUUCCAUCAUGUGGGCGCUGGAGCGGCUGCGGCACGUGCUGCUGAGCCCCAUGCCGCCCGACUCGCCGCUCCCGGCGCAGAUAGUCAGCGUGCUGGAGACAGAUAGUCAGCGUGCUGGAGACAGGUAUGUGUCGGGUUCCAUCAUGUGGGCGCUGGAGCGGCUGCGGCACGUGCUGCUGAGCCCCAUGCCGCCCGACUCGCCGCUCCCGGCGCAGAUAGUCAGCGUGCUGGAGACAGAUAGUCAGCGUGCUGGAGACAGGUAUGUGUCGGGUUCCAUCAUGUGGGCGCUGGAGCGGCUGCGGCACGUGCUGCUGAGCCCCAUGCCGCCCGACUCGCCGCUCCCGGCGCAGAUAGUCAGCGUGCUGGAGACAGAUAGUCAGCGUGCUGGAGACAGGUAUGUGUCGGGUUCCAUCAUGUGGGCGCUGGAGCGGCUGCGGCACGUGCUGCUGAGCCCCAUGCCGCCCGACUCGCCGCUCCCGGCGCAGAUAGUCAGCGUGCUGGAGACAGAUAGUCAGCGUGCUGGAGACAGGUAUGUGUCGGGUUCCAUCAUGUGGGCGCUGGAGCGGCUGCGGCACGUGCUGCUGAGCCCCAUGCCGCCCGACUCGCCGCUCCCGGCGCAGAUAGUCAGCGUGCUGGAGACAGAUAGUCAGCGUGCUGGAGACAGGUAUGUGUCGGGUUCCAUCAUGUGGGCGCUGGAGCGGCUGCGGCACGUGCUGCUGAGCCCCAUGCCGCCCGACUCGCCGCUCCCGGCGCAGAUAGUCAGCGUGCUGGAGACAGCAUCAACAUGUAUCCCAGAAACCACAGUGCCGAUGCGAGACAUAGAUGAUGAUGAACAGCGAGAUCCCAUGUCGCUACAUUGUUGGCUUGUCGAAAAGGCGCUCCACCACGGCUCGUUCCGCGCGGCGCCGCUGCAGGCCGCGCUGCGGCGCCUGCGCCACCGCCUGCCGCCGCGCGCCUUCUACCGCCACGUGGGCCUCCUGCCGCCGCGCCGCCCGCACAAGCCGCGGUAUGUUCACAUUGUCUGCAGGCGCUCCCCCACGGCUCGCUCCGCGCCCCGCCUGCCGCCGCGCGCCUUCUACCGCCACGUGGGCCUCCUGCCGCCGCGCCGCCCGCACAAGCCGCGGUAUGUUCACAUUGUCUGCAGGCGCUCCCCCACGGCUCGCUCCGCGCCCCGCCUGCCGCCGCGCGCCUUCUACCGCCACGUGGGCCUCCUGCCGCCGCGCCGCCCGCACAAGCCGCGGUAUGUUCACAUUGUCUGCAGGCGCUCCCCCACGGCUCGCUCCGCGCCCCGCCUGCCGCCGCGCGCCUUCUACCGCCACGUGGGCCUCCUGCCGCCGCGCCGCCCGCACAAGCCGCGGUAUGUUCACAUUGUCUGCAGGCGCUCCCCCACGGCUCGCUCCGCGCCCCGCCUGCCGCCGCGCGCCUUCUACCGCCACGUGGGCCUCCUGCCGCCGCGCCGCCCGCACAAGCCGCGGUAUGUUCACAUUGUCUGCAGGCGCUCCCCCACGGCUCGCUCCGCGCCCCGCCUGCCGCCGCGCGCCUUCUACCGCCACGUGGGCCUCCUGCCGCCGCGCCGCCCGCACAAGCCGCGGUAUGUUCACAUUGUCUGCAGGCGCUCCCCCACGGCUCGCUCCGCGCCCCGCCUGCCGCCGCGCGCCUUCUACCGCCACGUGGGCCUCCUGCCGCCGCGCCGCCCGCACAAGCCGCGGUAUGUUCACAUUGUCUGCAGGCGCUCCCCCACGGCUCGCUCCGCGCCCCGCCUGCCGCCGCGCGCCUUCUACCGCCACGUGGGCCUCCUGCCGCCGCGCCGCCCGCACAAGCCGCGGUAUGUUCACAUUGUCUGCAGGCGCUCCCCCACGGCUCGCUCCGCGCCCCGCCUGCCGCCGCGCGCCUUCUACCGCCACGUGGGCCUCCUGCCGCCGCGCCGCCCGCACAAGCCGCGAUGGCGCGCCGCGCCGCACUACCCGCGGGCGUGGCUGCCCGCGGCCCCGCCCCCCCCCGCUCCCCCGCCCCCUCCUCCCCCGCCCCCGCCCCCGGCCCCGCACGCCCGCCCCAAGUCGCACUCGUACCCGCCCUUCCCGGCCGCCGCGCUGCUGCGCGCCGCGCCCGGCGACGACUACUCCGGCCUGGACGCGCUGUGCCUGCAGAUGACCGAGCAGGCCAUCAACUGAAGCUACAACGUGCACGAUUUCACAUUGGUAUGAACUAGGAAAACAUUACCGAAUAGUAGGAACGGUCCCCGCCUCCGCCUCGAAUCCCACUUCUGAAGCGGCGUUCCUCCGGCCGACACGAUACUUUCGCAGGUGACGGAGCGGGCCGACCUGAAACACCAGAAAAGGAUUUGACAUUGGUAUGAAUCGCAAACUUUUUUAUCUGUAGACAAAUUUCUACUCAAAAGUAGUAAGAAUUCGCGGCCUCUGCCCCCGCGACCUAAGUUUAAGUUUCACCCUGUCUCUUAUUCUUUUCUUACUUCUGUAACUUAUCUAAUACAAAAUAUACACGAAUGUAAAUCAAAAUGAUGCCAAACGUCAUACCGAUUGUUAAUAUCCUAACAUACCAAUGUUAAAUAUACCUAAAUGAGGUAGGGAAUGUUUUUGUUGUAUUCAAAUUAUGAAAUGAAACAAAACUCGGUUGCUAGAACGACUUUAUUAUGAAAUUGCCUAAGUUUUAUAGGCAGAUACUAUUGACAUAUUAAAUCGUCGGUCUAAAUAUAUAUAAAUUAUACUUGCAUUAUUAUUCAUUAUGUUUAUUAAUUGUCUAAUGGACCUAAAUCAAAUUAUUCGCAAUAUGAUAAUAUAUUAGACUAAAAUUAUUUGCUUUGGAGCAAUUUGAAUGUAUUUAUUAUGAAUUUUAUGGCACAAUUCAUAUGCAUGGACAUAUAGAUUUCUUAGCGGAAUCCUUUAUUUUUACUAUUUAUUUUGUUUGACAGUUCGCGACGUGAAGUCGCACGAACUUAUAAUUAAGUAGGUUAAAGGCGUUACGCACAAUCCGAUUUUCGAUCCAAUUUUGCUUGGUAUAACAAAGUUACGCGUCGUUUUUGACGCAACUUGUAAAAAAAAAUUAAAUCAAAGAAUAUUGCCUUUUUUCAUCAAAUCAGAUCGAGAUUGGAUUGUGUAACUGCGAAAUAAAUGUAUUUUUUGUAAAUAAAUGCUAGAGAAAUGAUAGGAUAUGCUUUAAAUUAUAUAUAGGCAAUGACGAAUAGAUGCCUCGGAGAAAAUACAAAUUAUUCCUAAGACAUAGUACCUUAACGUAUAUUUACGACCAUUUAGCUGCGAGGGACGUAUUGCUGUAGCUUUUUUAUUAAAAAAUGCUUCGUUGAAUGUAACACGUUAAAUAUCAACUUGUAAAGUUCUAAAAGUGGAAAUGCAUAUGCUACACAAUAUUAUACAUUAGCUAGUCGAAUUUGCUAUUGCAUAAUCCCACUCAGUUGACAGCAAAAAACUCUUUAAAAAUGCUCGUAUGUGUAAAUUUACUGAGAACUGAAAAUUUACACUACAAACAAGCGCAAUAAAAAAGGGUCAAUAUGAAAAUAAAUUUCUAUCAAAAUUACCCGUAUUUAUUGUUUGUGAGCAUUUUUUUUGCUGUCAGCAUUUCAUUAACUUCACUGUUGAUAUACGUAAUAUUGCUUAAAAAUAUUGCUUCCAAUAGUAUCCUAAUUAAAUUCGGCGACAUCGAGCUGUAUUCUGAGGGCCUACCGUGAAAAACUAAAUUUCGUUAUCUGUCUUUAUCGCUCACAUAUUCGAGCGAUAGAGGCAGGUAAAGAAAUUCCGAUUUUAGUUUUUCGCGGUAGUCUCAUUUUCUCUGGUGCUAGGCGCAAGUUUGAUUUCAGCUUCGUGGUAAAGUUUGAUAUGAGAACAUUUUGUUUUUUUUUUUCAAUUGAAUAUGUGUCAAAUUCCGAAUCAUACUAUUCCCAAUAUAGGAAAUGAUUUUACAAUGGCAUUAACUAAUUUUUAAACCGAAACUUGCGUUUGAGCGUUUUCAUAACAAAUUGUAGAUGUAACUAGUUUAACGGCGAAACGGCCUAAAUUUUACGUACGCGUGAAAGGGAUAGCGAAUCCCAUUUGUCCUUUGCAUGAACAGGACAAGUAGUGUGAAUGUUAAUUUCUGGCAACUGUCAAGAGACUUCUGCGCGAUAUUAAAGAAAUCGGGAUCCAAUUUAUCGUGUAGUGUAAUAGCGCUUUAAAUUUAUCGUAUAAGCGUCCGUCCCUGUGAAAGCUCGAAAGUACGGAUGUAUAAAAUUAAGCAUUUUUUUCUAAGAAUGGAUCUUUUACGCGCGUUUUAUAUCAUUAGUGAGGCUCGAAAUAGUUUCAAUUCCUCUUGCAUGCUUCUAAUAUUACUUUCGCUCUACCAUAUGCCUCUAGUUUUUAGAGAGUAAAACUCUUCUUCCUAGCGUUUGUCCCGGCUUAUUGUCACGGCACAUGGGAGCCUGGGGUCCGCUUGGAGCUUGUUAAUCCCGAGAAUUGGUGUAGAUACCAGUUUUUACGAAAGCGACUACCAUCUGACCUUUCAACCCAGAGGGAAAACUAGGCGCCUUAUUGAGAUUAGUCCUCCUCACGAUGUGUUCAUUCACCCAAAAGCGUCUGGUAAAUGAUAUAAUUGAUAUAUCGUACAUAAUUUCCGAAAAACGCAUUGGUACAAGCCGGGGUUUGAACCCGCGUCCUCCGGAUUGACAGUCGCACGCUCUUACCGUUAAGCUACCAACGCUUUUUUUAGAGUAAAACGCGCGUAGAAGAUCUUUGGAAAAUAAGCCUAAGCGAGGUAGCCUGGAAUGCCGGAGAUGUGAAUGUUUGUGUUGGCAAAUUAAACUUCUUAAUGUUUAUUUGAUGUUGAGGUCUUCAGACGUAACAAUUUGACUACCGAUUUGUCGGUUCUUUUGCGACAGAAAUGUGUUAAAAGGUUGGAUCGAUUAAUUGUCAGUUAAAUCGCUUCGUCUGUAGAGCCCAUUAUUCAGUGCGCCUCUUCUCGUAUAUUUAUAUUUUAUUGUUGACGAUAAAUCUUUGCUUCGUUCUGUCAAUAUGUGUCGCAAGUCUUAUCGACAAUUAUAUACUAUAAAAACGACUAUAAUAGGCCCGCAGAAUUGACAAUUGUGCCGUUUUCAAGAAAAAGCAACGUGUUGUUGGUUUUAAUAACAAAACUUUCGUGAGACACAUACAUUAAAUAUGUUUAAACGGGUCACUCACGUAUUUUAAGUCGAAAACGCUCGACAUGUUUCACUCCGUACCCGAGUGAGUGAUCCGUAAUAUUUAAUUUAUAUUGUUGGUUUGUCAUAAGUUACUGCCAUUUCAUGCAAUUAGAAAUCGCACUUACGGACAAGCUGCAUGGUACAUCUUGUUGAAAGCGUCACAAAAUAAAUGAUAAGUAUGUAGGUAGUUUAAUUUGUCGACUGUUGUCGUGUUCUCGCUUGUGUCGUGUCGAUUGUUGACUUUGUUAAAUGUUAUAUCGCGUAAGCCGUGUACAUCAUUACGCGGUUAUCACACUUAUGCGGACCGGCACGUCGCUCCUGUGUGCAAGCGAGACAGCGCUAUGCGGUGUCCCGCUCGCACACAGGAGCGACGUGCGGGUCCCGCAUUCAAAGUAAAGACCGUUAAUGUUAGACCUAAUUGUUGACUGAAUGCAUAAUUUAUGUAAUUUCAAAACAUUUUUUUUACACAUUUUAAUUAAUAUAUCAGCAAUAUUUAUUUUGACUGGAUCAAAAGUUUGAUGGAACGUGUGCAAUUUUGCGUAUUUUAAGAUUAACUGUAAAUAUGUUAUUUGCGUAAAUAAGUUAUUGUUUUGUACAAAUGAAAUACCGUUGACCAGAUUUAGAUUAAGCCGAUUGCAGUCUGUCUUAGGCCACCAAAAUAUAGUUUUUUAAUAGACAAAGAUUCUAUAUAGUAGCGAAUAUAUUCCAAGGCUGUAUUAUUGCUUAUUUACUUGAUUUCGGAGUUUAUUGUUUAGCGGACUGUGAUAUGUGGUUUGUUUUACGAUCAUGUUUAUCGGCACUAAGUGAAUAUAGCAUAAUGUGACAGUU